This is a messenger RNA of Lagopus muta (rock ptarmigan), 2601 nucleotides long. It is a transcript of the gene ZNF639, whose product is annotated as zinc finger protein 639. Gene Ontology annotation, biological process: regulation of transcription by RNA polymerase II. Bases 608 to 2056 code for a protein of 482 amino acids. Gene Ontology annotation, molecular function: DNA-binding transcription factor activity, RNA polymerase II-specific; RNA polymerase II transcription regulatory region sequence-specific DNA binding. NCBI's taxonomy places the organism in Eukaryota, Metazoa, Chordata, Aves, Galliformes, Phasianidae. Gene Ontology annotation, cellular component: nucleus. The record is from RefSeq and is a predicted model, not a curated record. The transcript has 6 exons.
CCCUGGGGAUCGGCGUGGCACCCGCGGGCGCCCGCCUCCCUCCGGCCGUUCGCCGCGCGGGGCCGCUCACCGCCUUCUCCCGCCCGCCCCCAUUUUAAGCCCUGUCCCCGGCGCCAUUUGAAGUGCGAAGCCGCGUCUCGGUGCCUCCUCGCCUCCCCCCUCCGUCGGCCGCAUCCCGCCGGCCGCAGCCGUGACUCACGCUCGGUCCCGCGCUCCCGGUGCCGGCUGGUGGCUGGGCCCUCCCUCACGGAGCCCGCGCUGCUGCCUCGCUCUGCCCCCGCCCCUCCGGUCCCGCUAGGCCGCGGCUCGGGGAGGGGCGGCGGGGCUGGCGGCCUCGCCCUGCCGCGGUCUCGGUGCGUUGUGGGCUCUUCCCUCUCGACCGAAGCGAUGGCGGCGUUCGAUGCCUCCGAUACAGCACUGAAGCGGUUCGCCCUGAGGUUGGCCCGUUACAAUAAAGCCGUGCUUCGUACUAAUUGUUCCAUCUCACGAGAACGUCGAUGAAGGCCUCGUGCUGGUGUACUUGCUGUACCUGGGUGCAGUGCAGCUGUCAGCCUCCGAGCUGCUCUGCUUGCUGACGCUGAAAAGUGUGGGAUUUUGACUGUUCAAAAUGAAUGAACAUCCUAAGAAGAGGAAACGGAAGACACAGCACCCUUCUCGAUAUUCAGAUUCUUCAGGUGCCCCUAAAUAUAUAGACAAUAGUGGGAUUUUUUCUGACCACUGCUACAGUGUUUGUUCUAUGAAACAACCAGACAUAAAGUAUUCUGAAAACAGAGGUAGAUACCAUAGUCCGGUGCAGAGCAUAGACACAGAUGAUGACGGGAGUCCAGUGCAUGCUGGGACUUCUCAGUGGAGUGGGUCACAUUCAAACGUAGGGUUGCAUUAUACAGACCCUAAAAAGAAGGAUAAAGAUAAAGCUGCUAAUAAUGGAAUGUGCAAAGACGUAUGUGACUCACCUAUAUUCAGUGACAGCCCUACAGAAGAAGAAAAACCUCUUGAUAUUCAAACUGUAGAAAUUUCUACAACAGAAGUUAAUGCUGUAGAAGUCCAUGAUAUAGAAACACAAACUGUGUCACCUGAGAAGCUAGAAGCUGAGGACCUAGAGGAGAUCCCUCUUGAAACCUGUAAAAUCUUUGAGAAGAACCAGGCUUUGAAUAUCACAGCUCAGCAGAAAUGGCCUUUGCUGAGAGCCAACAGCAGCGGCCUGUACAAGUGUGAGCUCUGUGAGUUUAACAGCAAGUACUUCUCUGAUUUAAAGCAGCACAUGAUCCUGAAGCAUAAGACGUGUGCGGACACUCAUGUCUGUAAAGUUUGUAAAGAAAACUUCUCCAGCAAAGUGCAGCUCAUUGAACAUGUGAAACUGCACGAGGAGGACCCAUACAUCUGUAAAUACUGUGAUUACAAAACGGUGAUAUUUGAGAAUCUGAGUCAGCACAUAGCAGACACUCACUUCAAUGACCACCUUUAUUGGUGCGAGCAGUGCGAUAUGCAGUUCUCCUCCAGCAGCGAGCUGUACCUGCACUUCCAGGAGCACAGCUGUGACGAGCAGUAUUUGUGUCAAUUCUGUGAGCAUGAAACAAACGAUCCAGAAGAUCUGCACAGCCACGUGGUGAAUGAACACGCGUGCCGACUGAUAGAGCUCAGCGACAGCUAUCAUAACAAGGAGCGUGGACAGUACAGCCUCAUAAACAAAAUCAGUUUUGACAAAUGCAAAAACUUCUUUGUAUGCCAAGUGUGUGGCUUUAGGAGCAGGCUGCAUACAAACGUCAACAGGCACGUAGCUAUUGAACACACCAAAAUAUUCCCUCAUGUUUGUGAUGACUGUGGAAAGGGCUUUUCAGGUAUGUUGGAGUAUUGCAAGCAUUUAAGCUCUCAUUUAUCUGAAGGGAUUUAUUUGUGUCAGUACUGUGAGUAUUCAACAGGACAGAUUGAAGACCUUAAAACCCAUUUGGAUUUCAGGCAUUCCACAGACUUGCCACAUAAAUGUACUGAUUGUUUAAUGAGAUUUGGAAAUGAAAAAGAUCUUCUAAGUCAUCUUCAGAUACAUGAGACAGCUUGAUUAUUUUCUUUCCCUGCAAUAAGCUUGUUAGGAUUGGAAUUAAAAACACAAUAUUAAAUACAGUUUUAAUAGCACUUGUACAAUUAUAAUGUUUUUAUGUCAACGAAGCAUGUGUAAUGGCUUGGUGUUAGGAAUUUCCUUUCCUAGGAGCUUCCGUACGUAUAAUCACACGUACAGUGGGAUGGAUCGCAUUCUGGGGGGAGGGACAGGGAAUAGUUGCAUGUCGUAAUAGUUCCAACUGUUAUCCCACACUUUCACAUGAAAGGUACAACAGCAGCUCUUUGGAGUUUGAUAUGACAGAGGGAAAGCCAGCUUCUCCGUCCAUGCUGAAGUAAUACCAUACUGAUCUCAGCUGCAUCUCCUACUCAUGUUAUCCUCCACAGCAGCAGGGCACUGCUCGCUUUUAGAAAAUGGCACCAGCCUGCUGAAGAUAACUGCGUUCCAAAAAUUCCUGGGCAUGAGAAUGUCAAAAUUCAUAUGUCAGCCUGUAUUGACCACCUUGUAUUCUUGAUAAGCUUUUAAAAUUGGCGUGUUCUUUCUCUCAA